Messenger RNA from Penicillium paradoxum, 615 nucleotides. Its product is annotated as Cytochrome oxidase biogenesis protein Cox20 subunit. Gene Ontology annotation, cellular component: mitochondrial inner membrane; mitochondrion. The record is from RefSeq and is a predicted model, not a curated record. Lineage: Eukaryota; Fungi; Ascomycota; Eurotiomycetes; Eurotiales; Aspergillaceae. Bases 1 to 615 code for a protein of 204 amino acids. Gene Ontology annotation, biological process: mitochondrial respiratory chain complex IV assembly. The transcript has 2 exons.
AUGGCGGAAGACUCACAAGAACCCAGCUCGCUCCCCGGGGGUGCUAGCAACACACAAACGCCUGACUCCUCGGCCAAUUCGCAAACACCGAAAUACGAGCCAUCCCAGUCACAAACUGGAAAGCUAUGGGAUGCCUUCGGAAACCCUGAAGAACCCGCGAAUGCGCUCGCGCAAGCAACCUACAAGCCCCGAGGCAAGAAUCCUAAAGAUGUACCGUACUCCGAGAUUAUUGGAUCCGUCUCGCUCUCCGAAAUGUCCACAGUUCACAAACGACCAUGUGCCCGAGAAUCUUUGUUGACUGGUAUCGGUGUCGGAUUCGGAGUUGGUGGUCUACGAGGCGUGCUUAAAGGACGGUACUAUUUAUGGUCUGCAGGAAACUGGGCCGUUGGCAUGUUCGCGAUCAGUUCAUUGGCAUCAUAUGAGUACUGCCGCUGGCGACGAAACAGGGAGCUGAGUGGCAUGGCAGAAGCUCUCGAUUUGAUGAACCAGUUGAAGGCUAAGAAGCAACGUGAGAAGGCUGCUGCAGAGGAAGAAGCGGCACUGCGUGCACGUCUUGCUGAGGAGGAAAAGAAGAGCAAGAGUUGGACAAAUCCCUCCAACUACAAGUUCUGGUAG